Messenger RNA from Fusarium pseudograminearum CS3096, 2877 nucleotides. RefSeq lists its product as uncharacterized. Gene Ontology annotation, cellular component: intracellular membrane-bounded organelle. Gene Ontology annotation, biological process: phosphatidylinositol dephosphorylation. NCBI's taxonomy places the organism in Eukaryota, Fungi, Ascomycota, Sordariomycetes, Hypocreales, Nectriaceae. The transcript has 4 exons. Gene Ontology annotation, molecular function: phosphatidylinositol-3,5-bisphosphate 5-phosphatase activity. Bases 1 to 2877 code for a protein of 958 amino acids. The record is from RefSeq and is a predicted model, not a curated record.
AUGUCUGAAUACGGUAUACCGGACGCGCUCAGCUCAGGAACCGAAAUAAACACUUUACCAACCACCGACGACGCGAGCGGUGAUGCGCCUGUGUUUCCUUCACUACAAAACAAUGGAGCUACAAGUCCACUAUCUUCCGAAGCCGCUGGCGGUCCUACGAUUGAAGAAGACGAUAACGAUGACGAGCCAGCGGUAGCGAAACCCUUUGUCCGAACGACAAGCCCUGACCCGUCGACCAGGGCUAUUCCUGACACAUUUGACGAUCGUGUUCCCGAUCGGUUGAUUUACAAGAUGCAUAAGUUCAGUCUGUACGAGACGGCCAGUCGAUAUUAUAUCGUCGGUGUAGACGUCAGCGAGAAGCGGUACCGGAUCCUCAAGAUUGACCGCACCACCGAAGGUGCAGAGCUCAAUGUCACAGACGACAAGAUUGUUUAUAGUCUCAAAGAGAUGAACCAACUGCUGGAUACCAUAGACGACGGCAACCGAGGCACAGGCGGUAUCAAGCUCCGCUGCACCACAUGGGGUUUGCUAGGAUUUAUCAAAUUCACUGGACCUUACUACAUGCUACUCAUCACCAAGAAGAGCACUGUCGCGAUGGUGGGAGGCCACUAUAUAUAUCAGAUUGAAGGGACUGAGCUGGUUCCUCUUACGCCAUCCAAAUUCAAACCCGACGCUCGCAAUACGGAGGAGCAGCGAUUUCUCGGUAUCUUGAACAACCUUGACUUGACUCGCUCUUUCUACUAUAGUUAUUCUUAUGAUGUUACGCGCACCCUGCAACACAAUGUCAUCCGGGAGCGCGAGGCUUUAGCAAAGGGUAUGCUCCCACCAGACGACGAUGACUUCAACUCCAUGUUUGUGUGGAAUGACUACUUGCUACAACCCGCCGUUGCUUCUCUACGAGAUCCAUAUGAUUGGUGCCGUCCUAUUAUUCAUGGUUAUAUUGACCAAGCAGCUCUGUCGAUAUAUGGACGUACUGCGCACAUCACGGUUAUUGCAAGGCGGUCCCGCUACUUUGCCGGUGCCCGUUUCUUGAAGAGAGGAGCUAACGAUCUCGGUUAUGUUGCCAAUGAUGUUGAGACCGAACAGAUCGUUGCUGAAUCUCUAACGACAUCAUUCCACGCACCUGGGCCUGAACUAUACUGCAGUCCGCAAUAUACUUCCACUGGUGUUACGCCAAAACCCCCAAUAGAGCUCAAUUUAGUUGAUCCGUUCUACGGAGCAGCUGCACUACAUUUCGAUAACCUGUUUGAGCGAUAUGGAGCACCAAUUUAUGUCGUCAAUUUGAUCAAGUCCAAGGAACGCACACCCCGCGAAUCGAAGUUGUUAGAGGAGUACACACAUGCGAUCAACUACCUCAAUCAGUUCUUGCCGGAAGACAAGAAGAUAAUUCACAAAGCUUGGGAUAUGAGUCGUGCCUCAAAAGUGCGCGGAGGGGAUGUCAUAGGCAAUCUCGAACUUAUUGCAGAAUCAGUCCUCACUACUACCGGCUUCUUCCAGAAUGGCGAUGGUUUAACGAGCCCCAUGACAGCACAGAACGGAGUGGCCAGAACGAACUGCAUCGAUUGCUUAGAUCGCACCAACGCAGCACAGUUUGUCAUCGGGAAGAGGGCGCUUGGUCACCAGCUUCACGCUCUUGGCAUACUGGAGGACACAUCAGUCGAUUACGACACAGAUGCGGUCAACCUGUUCACCCACAUGUGGCACGACCAUGGUGACACCAUAGCCGUCCAGUACGGUGGCUCGCAGCUAGUCAACACUAUGGAAACAUAUCGCAAGAUCAACCAAUGGACCAGUCAUUCACGAGAUAUGAUUGAAAGCUUCAAGCGGUACUACAACAAUUCUUUUCUCGACAGUCAGCGCCAAGAGGCAUACAACUUGUUUCUCGGCAAUUACAUCUUUGUCCAAGGCCAACCGAUGUUAUGGGACUUGGCCACUGAUUACUACCUGCAUCAUGCCGAUCCGCGAGACUGGUCCGCUAGAAUGAAACACGACUACAUCAAUUGGUACGUUCCAGCUCACUUGCAGGAACGAACUGUACCGCCGUAUGUACCAAGCAAGGAUAUUGCGCGCGCUCACUCGGUCGAGUUCUUUGACGAUUAUUGGCUCGAGUACUACAGGCCUUCCACUCUCUCUUCCUUUCCCAAGAUGUUUGCUUACAAGAUGAACUCGACUAUUAAAUACAUCCCCCUAAAGUCGACGCAAGAUGGCCGCUACGACCUAAGCCCUUUCAGAGUCCGCACGGACAACGACGUCGAACAUAGCGAGAGGAAGAAAGCUAAGAAAGACGCUUCUUCGCGUGAACAUGCGUCGGCCCUGGCACGAGGUGCAACAACGGGAGUAAACGGGGCAUCAGACACAGUUUCGGGCAUGUCACCAGCGAAAGGUAUCUCUCUCCAACGCUGGUUGCAACCCACACAAGAUAAGAACAGCUCCCUGCGAUCAGAUGCAAACCAGCCGUUGAAGUCGUCCGACCACGAUUCUAAUGCGAAACCGACCGCAUUGGAAAAGUCCAAGGCCGCGCAAUGGACCUUUACCAAAGCCGUACACGAUUCUUUGAAUCCAUCUGUUGCGGAACAAGAGUCUGAAGAUUAUGAACGAUAUAUCAGACAUCCCCAAAACCUUCCUCUUGUUAUUUCGAGUGAUACGCCUGUCGACGUGGACGCAUCCGAAUAUCAGGAGUAUCUAAGUGGUGGCUGGCAGGAUGAGGGCUUAAUGGUGAAGGGCACAGAAGAAGAGAUUGAUGUCUAUGCCGAGCUGCUCAAGGUUGGGGAGAACCCCUUAACAGUUACUGAAGAGGACGGUCCCAAGAAACGAUACAAAGCCUAUAGGAAAUGGCUGCGUGGAAAGUCUUUCUUCAAGCAGCAACCAUUUGACUAA